AUGGCGACCAAUGGCACGGCCAACGGCCACAGUCUCCCUGCUCUGCAUACAAACGCCGAGGACUUCCUCAAGCACGACUACGACUUCAUCAUUGUCGGCGGUGGCACGGCUGGUCUUGUUGUGGCGGCACGACUUACUGAGAAUGAAGAUGUGAGCGUGGGCGUGCUCGAAGCUGGUAAUAGCAAGCUUGGAGAUAUGCUGGUCGACUCGCCAGUCAUGUUCAUGCAGACGUUCAACAACCCGGAUUAUGAUUGGGGGUUCAUGACGGAGCCGCAGAAACAUAACAAGGGCCGAAGACAUCACAUUCCACGAGGCAAGGCGCUGGGCGGGUCAAGUGCGAUUAACUAUAUGAUGUAUGUUCGCGGAUCACUGCAAGACUACGACGACUGGGCCAUCAUCGCAGGAGACGAGGGCUGGAACGCCGAAGCCUUGAUGCCAUACAUGCGCAAGCACCAGACUCUGGAGCCCAUCGACGACUGCGUUACCGAUCGCUCUACUAUGCCUUUCGUGGGCGAGUACCACGGCACUUCCGGACCCGCCAGGACCUCAUUCAACGAUUGGCGUCUGCCCAUUGAAGACGACUUCAUCAAGGCCUGCGAUGACGCCACUGGUUUGGACAAGAAGCCGAACGAUCCCUGGUCAGGAGACCACAUUGGCUUCUACAAUACCCUUGGCCUCGUCGCCAGGUCGGGACCAAACAAGGGCAUGCGAUCUUAUGCUGCCCGUGGAUACUUCGCCGCCAACGCACAUCGACCAAAUCUUCACGUCCUUACAGACGCCAUGGUCCAGCGUAUCGAGCUUGAUGGCGACACUGCCACUGGCGUGACGUUCAAGUGUGGAGGCAAGGAGCACACUGUCAAGGUCAAGAAGGAAGUCCUCGUCGCUUGUGGUGCGAUCCAAUCUCCUCAGAUCCUGGAGUUGUCGGGUAUUGGUGACCCUGAGAUCAUCAAGGCUGCUGGUGUUGAGCCCAAGAUUGAGAAUAAGGCAGUUGGCGCGAACUUCCAGGAUCACGUUAUGACUGUGGGAUGCUGGGAGGUGAAGCCAGGCAUCAUGACUCUUGAGGCUAUUCAUAAUCCAGAGGUUAUGGAGGCCGCGCAGAAGCAGUUGGCUGAGACCGGUGGUGGUCCACUCACUUCAGUGUGCACCAUGCAAGGAUUUUUCCCCUACAAGAUGUUCGCCACCCAAGAAGAACAAGACCGCAUCGUCAAAUCCAUCGAAUCCGACCUCCCCAACCUCACCCCCUACCAACGCAAACAACACGAACGCACCCUUGCCCACCUCAAAGAUAACAAAUCCGCCAACCUCCAACUCGUCCUCGUCCCCUCCCACUUCGGCAUGGAAAAAGGCGUCGAAGACCAAAGCGUCGUCUUCCCUCCCCCUGACAACCCAGAAGACCCCGGAGGCGUCAGCGCCGCAAUGUGCCUCCAAUACCCCCUCUCCCGCGGAACCGUUCACAUCAAAACCUCCAACCCCAACGACCACCCCGCCGUCGACCCUGCCUUCCUCUCGCACCAGGCAGACGUCGAUGUCCUCGCCGCGGGGCUGAAGAUGCUGGGUAAGGUGGAGGAGAGCAAGCACAUGAAGUCCAACAUCACGAAGCGGCUGUUCCCGCCGGCAGAUGUUGAUAUGGAUAACACGGAGCAGAUGAGGGAGUGUGUGAGAAGUCUUUGUCUGAGUGAGUAUCACCCCUGUGGCUCUGUGGCGAUGGGAGAUGCGGUGGAUAGUAAGUUGAAGGUGGUCGGGACGAAGAAUAUUAGAGUGGUGGAUGCGAGUGUGUUCCCGAAUCAUGUCAGUGGGAAUAUUGUGAGUAGUGUGUAUGCGGUGGCGGAGAAGGCGGCGGAUAUUGUUAAGGGGGAGUAUAUGUAUGGGGCGCUGAAGGCUUAG
Messenger RNA from Fulvia fulva, 1884 nucleotides. Its product is annotated as Dehydrogenase citC. The record is from RefSeq and is a predicted model, not a curated record. Lineage: Eukaryota; Fungi; Ascomycota; Dothideomycetes; Mycosphaerellales; Mycosphaerellaceae. The transcript has 3 exons. Gene Ontology annotation, molecular function: flavin adenine dinucleotide binding; oxidoreductase activity, acting on CH-OH group of donors. Bases 1 to 1884 code for a protein of 627 amino acids.